This is a messenger RNA of Anguilla anguilla (European eel), 1492 nucleotides long. RefSeq names its product mitogen-activated protein kinase 11-like. Gene Ontology annotation, molecular function: MAP kinase activity; ATP binding. The record is from RefSeq and is a predicted model, not a curated record. NCBI's taxonomy places the organism in Eukaryota, Metazoa, Chordata, Actinopteri, Anguilliformes, Anguillidae. Gene Ontology annotation, biological process: protein phosphorylation; intracellular signal transduction. Gene Ontology annotation, cellular component: cytoplasm; nucleus. Bases 461 to 1318 code for a protein of 285 amino acids. The transcript is spliced from 12 exons.
CGCUUCCCUCCAGCUCCACUGUCCGUCGCGUUCGCGUAGAAAUGUGCUCGUGAAACGCACGUCUCAGGUACGGUAGCCUCGUAGGGACUGCGGCCAGAGAACCGGGGAACUCGAGAUGACGGGCGCUCGGAGGUCGAUGUGUAAUUAGCUGCCAGCCGGUGAAACUGAAGUCCGUGUAAGGAAGUAUGUCUGGCAGAAUGCAGGAAUGCGCGCAAGAAAGGGACCUGCAUUCUGUCAAGGAGAAGUGGAAAUUUCCCUUGUCUGACGGCCAGGGUGGAAGGAACAGGUGCUUUUCUGUGGCGUCCGUCCAGCACACGCGUCCUACAGAUUUGCACCAACGGCAAUCUCAGCGUAUGAUGUGCAUCUGCGUCAGAAGGUGGCGGUGAAGAAGCUUUCCCGGCCCUUCCAGUCCCUCAUCCACAGCCGGCGCUCCUACAGGGAGCUGCGCCUCCUCAAGCACAUGAAGCACGAGAAUGUAAUAGGGCUGCUAGACGUCUUCUCUCCUGCCACUUCCCUGGAGGACUUCAAUGAAGUUUACCUGGUGACCAAUCUGAUGGGGGCGGACCUCAACAACAUAGUGAAGUUCCAGCGCCUCUCGGACGAGCACGUGCAGUUUCUCAUUUAUCAGCUACUAAGAGGCCUCAAGUACAUUCAUUCAGCCGGACUGAUCCACAGAGACCUGAAGCCAAGCAACGUGGCGGUGAACGAAGACUGUGAGCUGAGGAUCCUGGACUUUGGAUUGGCCAGACAAACGGAUGACGAGAUGACAGGAUACGUGGCGACUCGCUGGUACAGAGCACCUGAGAUCAUGCUCAACUGGAUGCACUACAACCAGACAGUGGAUAUCUGGUCUGUGGGGUGCAUCAUGGGAGAGCUACUGAAGGGGAAGGUCCUGUUUCCUGGCAACGAUUACAUUGACCAGCUGAAAAGGAUCAUGGAGGUGGUGGGCACCCCUAGCCCUGAGUUGUUGAAGAAGAUCUCCUCUGAACAUGCUCAGAAGUACAUCCAAUCCCUUCCUUAUAUGCCCCAGCAGGACCUGGAAAAAAUCUUCAGAGGAGCAAAUCCAUCGGCGGUGGACCUGCUGAAGCGGAUGCUGGUGCUGGACUGCGACGGGCGCGUGACGGCCGCCGAGGCGCUGGCGCACCCCUACUUCUCCCAGUACCACGACCCCGACGACGAGCCCGAGGCCCCGCCCUACGACCAGACCCUGGAGAGCAAGGACCGCACCCUGGAGGAGUGGAAGGAGUUGGUGUUCGAGGAGGUCAACAGCUUCAAGCCUCCCGGCAGUAAGAAGGACAGCCUGCAGGCGGAGCAAUGAGCCGAUGCCCCGCCCCCUUUCACCGCUGCCCCGCCCACUCCCCGGGAGGGACCGCCCUCCCCGUGUCUGUCUGUCUGUCAGUGUGGGGUCUUGGGAGAGACUGCCAACCAAACAGAGAAGACUCCCUGUCCUGUAGGCGCAUGACCCCCAAACCCCACCCCCCCCCCCCCCCCC